Messenger RNA from Aphanomyces astaci, 2099 nucleotides. RefSeq lists its product as hypothetical. The transcript has 3 exons. Gene Ontology annotation, cellular component: membrane. NCBI's taxonomy places the organism in Eukaryota, Oomycota, Saprolegniomycetes, Saprolegniales, Verrucalvaceae. Gene Ontology annotation, biological process: protein localization to membrane. The coding region runs from base 59 to 1972 and encodes 637 amino acids. The record is from RefSeq and is a predicted model, not a curated record.
AUAGUGUUGCGAAAGCAUUCAUUCGGAGUUUCAUCCCUGGACGUGAAGUGAUCCAAGCAUGGUCGGAAAGGUGUCGUUGAGCGGCGCCGUGCUACUGCUGACACAAGCAGCGUCGGCGUUCUACCUGCCGGGCGUCCAAAUGGUGACGUACAAGCGGGGGGACGACGUGCCGCUGUUUGUGAACUCGUUGAGCUCGCCCGAGACGCUGCUCCCCAUUGAGUACUACAACCUCCCGUUCUGCACGCCCAAGGAGAUUGAGUACAAGAGCGAGAACCUCGGCGAGUACUUGACUGCAAACCGCAUCGAGAACUCGCCGUACGUGCUUAAGUUCCUCGAGCCCAAGACAUGUGCCGUGCUGUGCACGACCACGUACAACUCGAAGCAGGUGCACAAAUUCGCCACGAUGGUGCAGGAAAAGUACCGCGUCAACUGGAUCGUGGACAACCUCCCCGCGAGCGUCAAGUACGACGACGUCUUGGAGCUAGGGUUUCCCCUCGGGAACUACAACAAGGACUUGGACAAGACGCCGCGUCUCAACAACCACGUUAAGAUUCGCAUCGCGUACAACAACCUGGACGACUUUACCACGCCCAACCCGGACGAAGGGCGCAUCGUGGACUUUGUCGUGAUUCCCCAAAGCUACGACUACAAAUCCAAGAACUUGGUCGCCGGCGAAACCCCCGCUCGCAUGAACGUGUGCGAGCCGGCGGCGAACGAGCCCAAGGAGCUGUACCUGCUGGAAACUCCCGACAAGGACGUGGAAAUCACAUGGACGUACAGCGUGGAAUGGGUCGAGGACAACGAGCGCACGUGGCGCACGCGGUGGGACGUGUACUUUGAGGUCGGCAGCGGCAGCGACGAAGUGCACUGGUUCUCAAUCAUCAACGCGCUCUUGAUCGUGCUGUUUCUCAGCGGCAUGGUUGGCAUGAUCCUCAUGCGGUCGCUGCAUCGCGACAUUUCUCGCUACAACCGCGUCCCGACAGAGGAAGAGCGCAUGGAGGAGCGCGAGGAGUCGGGCUGGAAGCUCGUGCACGCGGAUGUGUUUCGUCCGCCGACGACGCAGCCCAUGUUGUACUGCGUCAUGAUCGGGACUGGGUUUCAGUUGCUGGGCAUGUCGACGAGCACGCUGUUCUUUGCGGCCGUGGGGUUUCUAGCGCCGUCGAACCGCGGCAAGCUCAUGGUGGCACUGCUCGUGUGCUUUGUGCUCAUGGGCAUGGUGGCCGGGUACGCGUCCUCGCGCAUGUACAAGCUGUUCAAGGGCAAACGCUGGCAGCUCAACACGAUUUUGACGUCGACGCUGUUCCCAGGGCUAAUGUUUGGUACGUUUUUCCUGCUCAACUUGUUUGUGUGGGGCGCGGGGUCGGACGCGGCCGUUCCAUUUGGGUCCAUGGUGCUCUUGAUCGUCAUGUGGUUUGGGGUGUCGGUGCCGUUGGUGUUUCUCGGCGCGUUCUACGGGUUCCGCCAGCCGUCGAUCGAGUUUCCCGUGUCCACAAGCAACAUCCCGCGGCCGAUUCCGCUGCAGCCAUGGUACAUGACGAACGCCAUGACGGCGGCCGUGGGUGGCAUCUUGCCGUUUGGCGCCAUCUUUGUCGAGCUCUUCUUUGUGCUCACGUCCAUCUGGACUGACCACUACUAUUACGUGUACGGGUUCCUCUUGCUGUCGUUUGUGAUCUUGCUUGGCACGUGCAUGGAGAUUACGAUCGUGCUGACGUACUUUCAACUGUGUGGCGAAGACUACAACUGGUGGUGGCGGUCGUUUGUCGUGUCGGGGUCGUGCGGCGGGUACGUCCUGCUCUACUCGACCUACUACUACUGGACCCGCCUCGACGUGGACAACAUUAUUGGCUCGAUGCUGUACUUUGGGUACAUGUCGAUCGCGUCGGGGGCGUUGGCGCUCCUCUGCGGCACCGUCGGCGUCAUGGCGUCGCUGUGGUUCACCAAGAAGAUCUACGCAUCGAUCAAGGUCGACUAGUACAAGGGUGUCCAAACGGCGGAAGCGGGCGGCCAUGGCGAACGCUCGAUCAAAUGAGUAGCAAGUAUUGUAUUGUAGUCCGAUGUCAAUAUAUAUACAAGGCGAUGUGACACUUUCCAAGGGGGAA